CAACGCCGGCGUCUUGCUUCUUGCUCUACUUUCUCUCGGCCUUCAAUGCUGCUACCCCCGUAUGAUGAUUAUCAGUCGAUGUAAAUAUAUUAUUAACCUCAUUGUAAAGCUCACUGCCGUAUAUUCCAACCCGUCAUCGGGUCUCAGUCAUGGUCCAUUUGACAUUAUUAACAACCAAGAUACCUUGACUCGUCCAUAAUGCGUGGUGUGAGCCAGGCAGCAGUAUUACUUCUACUACCAACUCUAGGACCUGUCAUCACCCACGGUCAACCAACACGCAGGCGUACUGCAGACGCUGCGAUAGACGAACGUCCUGUACUUUGGUGGCGAGAUACGGACGGGGUCGUUGUCCAAUUCCAAACGCCAUGUGCGGGGUGUGAGAGCAAGUACUUGCCAAUUAAGCUGGGUACUGCAAGCAACAACGGCGUUUGCGAGAAUGUCACGGUUUCUGUCAACGGGCGAGAGCUUAAGCAUCAAUGGGACGGCAAAUCGGCAUCAGGGUCGGGUACAAUACCUGUCAGUUCGUCACAUUACGAAGAGACCGAGUUACUGGCCAGUUGGCAGAGCAUAUGCUUGACGGCUCCUCUCGACGCCCUUUCAGGACGGGAUGCUCAUAUCUUAACUCUUGUCCUCAAUAAUGGGACGAGCUCUUCCCAAGACAACGUCGGUUUUACAAUAUCCUUCACAUUCGUGGAGCAAAUCGAGAUUCUUCGAGUUUCCAACUUCCCAAUUCAACUCAGUGAUGAAGAAUGGGAAACAUGGAGCCGUCCACAAAAUGCAGGUGCUUCCACAACCGAACAAAACACAAGCCCGGAACAGGUCAAGCCAGAACUAGACUCCAUGAAGAUUGAAGUCGAAAUCGAAACCGAGCUACAAAAGCUUCAAUAUCUUCGAUAUCAGUCUGAGGUAAUACAGCAUUUGAUCAACUCACAAGAAGAGAAGAUCCACGAGCUACUCCGUCAAGACUGCACAUCGUUGUUCACACAGUGGAAGCAGUGCAAUACUCUCGCCUGCUAUUUUGAAUCUUCAUGGAAAUCUGUACCUGAAAUAUACCGGUCGAUAAAAUACCGCUUCGGCCCUUUGGAAUCUCAGAGACUUUUCCCAAUCUGUCCUCCCCCAAAAGCCGGAGAUGCCUAUAUCAAUGACCCUCCAGCCCCAUCCGCAGAAAUUCCUUCACCAACUGCACCAGCAUCAGCAUCUUCCCAGCAUACCGCUACCCCAUCUACAACAAGCACCUUUCUCGCUCUCCCCGCCAUCACCGACAUACCUCCAUCCCUCGACAUCCCACACCCCCUCUCCGAAAAACACAACGACAACUUCCUCACCUUCGACAUCCCCCUCGACUCCCCAACCAAAACCUCUCUCCGCUCCUACGCCAUCCUCGCGCUCAUCAUCCUCAUCCUGACACUCGUCUUCCGCACCCUCCGUCGCUCAACAGCCUUCCGCCGCCGCCGCCGAGACCUAGCCUCUCGCCGCGAAGAACAACGCACUCGCCGCGCAUACCGCAAUGCCGCGCGCCGUCUACGCUGGCGGCAGUGGUGGGAAGGCGGCGGCAGCGACGAAGUAGUCGGUUCUGGAGCCAGAGCCGGUCGGGAAGGACCAGGAGCAAGGACAGGUCGAGAAACAGGCCGCUCCUCAUCCCUUGGCCGCAGCGUGACAUCCAGCCACUCCCUCCCGGAUCUCGAUCAUCCACCCAACACAGCGGCCUUACAGCACUCUAACAACGACGCAAACCCCUUUCCCUCACACAAUACCGCUGAAGAGAGCGGCGGGAUAAUGCACGCCGAAAUCCUCGGCCUGCGACGGGUACUCGAGUACGUAGGCGAAUUAGUCGAGACUAAUAACGACAGUAACUCAUCACGACGAACCACAACCACUCGCUCGCGCUCACAUUCGCGGCCGCCGCCGCAGUAUGAGGAUAUUGAUGGGCAGAUAGCAGGGGUUGGCUCGCCGAGGGCAAGUACAAUGUUUAGUCUGGAAACUGGGUCGUUGGUUACGCUGGAGACACUGGAUACGGAUACGCAGGGCUCGGAGGGAGCGCCGCCGUCGUAUCAUGCUUAGCUUGGGAUUUAUUAUUGAUCAUUUAUCAUUUAUGAGGUUAUUGGUUUUUAGGAUUGGGUUGGAGGUAAUAUGGCUAACUAAUGGGUAU
Talaromyces proteolyticus is the source of this 2149-nucleotide messenger RNA. RefSeq lists its product as uncharacterized. The transcript is spliced from 3 exons. The record is from RefSeq and is a predicted model, not a curated record. The coding region runs from base 199 to 2061 and encodes 620 amino acids. Lineage: Eukaryota; Fungi; Ascomycota; Eurotiomycetes; Eurotiales; Trichocomaceae.